AUGAUUAAUAACACACAUCGAAGUUCUAUUGCAGAAAACGUGUUCAAACAAUUAAAAGAAUAUUUCGCCUUACAAACUACAGCUUUAUUGCUAUGUCAAUCUGAUUUAAAUACUCAAUAUCAGCAAAGAAUUAACAGUAUUCUCACGACUGUUAUAAAUCAAUAUUUAACUAUUGCAACGCCAAUCGUACAAUUGAGCCAUUACGUUGAACAUUUUUGUACAAUUAUAAUUAAUCAACGCUCAUGGAAUUUUCUUCUUGAUCUACUCAAAUCGGAACGUAUUCAACAUUUAAAUUUUCAAUGGGCUAAUACAUUAUAUGCUCUAUUCUUAUUAGAAGAUAAUACUCAACGUAAUAAAUAUCUUCAUUAUAGUGAUCAAUUACAAUUUACAUUAGCAACGGACACUACUUUUUUGAUCUUUCCUACAUUACAUCAGCCCUAUAAUGAACUAAAUCUAUUAAUUGACAGAUGCGUCAAAGAUAACAAUGUUGGACAACGUUGGAUACCUUUAACUAAUUGGAUAAAAUCAAAAUUAAACUCUAAUCCACCGAUUCUUAGUGCUAUUGAAAUAAAAGUAAUGUUAUUACUAAAUAUUUACUAUAAUUAUUAUGGUAAUGCUCAAUUGAAUUCUCUGGGUAAUUUAUUGACAAUUAUUGAGAAUACAUUUCAAUUAUGCGAUGAAGAAAAACUAGCAUUUCGUGUAUUUCUACAACCUGAACAAUAUAUGACAGGAUAUCAAAAACAUGACACUGAACAUAGAAAUUAUCUUAAUGAUUUAUUUCAAAUUGAUUGCCAAGAUCAAGAACAAUUGCCUAUUCAUCAAAUGCUUGUUAAUAUUUUAGCGAUGAUUUUACUCAGUGGAAAACAAAAUACUCUCUGGACAUUCACAUUCGAACCGUUGAAACUUGAACAUACACACGGUUUUGCAUCGACUGCAACUAAACCCAUUAUGCGUAAUGGUAUUCAUUAUGAUUGCGGGUGUGUCUUAUCUGAAAAAGGAGAAUUAGUGCAACGCCAUGAAGGCAAUGAAUUCAGUGUUCCAACGGUUUACCCAAGUGAGCAAAAAAAUAGGGAGGACGGGCGACAUGACUAGUCCAAAAAGUCUGCUAUACCCGUCAAGUCUAGUCUAAUACGUCUUCCAUAUCUAU
Molecule: messenger RNA, 1147 nt
Organism: Rotaria socialis
Lineage: Eukaryota; Metazoa; Rotifera; Eurotatoria; Philodinida; Philodinidae
Source: the annotation of a GenBank genome assembly